Molecule: messenger RNA, 987 nt
Organism: Salvia splendens (bonfire salvia)
Lineage: Eukaryota; Viridiplantae; Streptophyta; Magnoliopsida; Lamiales; Lamiaceae
Product: serine/arginine-rich splicing factor RSZ22
Exons: 6
Coding region: 136-696 (186 amino acids)
Molecular function (GO): zinc ion binding; RNA binding
Source: RefSeq, a predicted model, not a curated record
GGAAGGGUCACUAAAGUAAUUUCAAACAUUGUACCCUCAUUAGACUUUAAGAAAGGUUAGCCGCUCAUUCACCUAGGGUUUUUCGCCAGCUUCAACACAAGGGUUUCAGACCUGCAGCAGUUAUAUUAAGUCAAGAUGUCCAGAGUUUAUGUUGGAAAUCUUGAUCCCCGUGUCACUGAACGUGAACUCGAGGAUGAAUUUCGCGUGUUUGGAGUUAUCAGAAGUGUAUGGGUUGCCAGAAGACCUCCAGGCUAUGCUUUCAUUGAUUUUGAUGAUCGAAGAGAUGCCCAAGAUGCCAUCAGAGAUCUUGAUGGCAAAAAUGGAUGGAGAGUUGAACUCUCACAUAACUCCAGCGGUGGAGGUGGUGGAGGCCGUGGUGGUGGUGGUGGUGGUCGCGGAAGGUCUGGUUCUGAUUUGAAGUGCUAUGAAUGCGGCGAGGCUGGUCAUUUUGCUCGUGAGUGCAGAACGCGGGGUGGUACUGGAAGGCGUAGAAGUCGCAGCCCUCCUAGAUACCGCCGGAGUCCAAGUUAUGGCCGGAGGAGUUAUAGUCCUCGUGCGCGUUCCCCUCGGCGUAGAAGCUUAUCACCCAAAGAUCGCAGCUUCAGCAGGUCGCCUUAUCGUGGACGAGAGGAAGUGCCAUAUGCUAAUGGAGAUGGUCCUAGGGAAAGAGUCGAAAGACGUAGAAGCAGGAGCUAAGCAUGGAUCUUAUUCUAGUAUUUGGACUGAUGGUGCAGUUUUUACAGUAGUGUUAUAUCUGCUUGGACUUAGUUACUGCUAUGUAAGUGGGGCGACACCUUCAGCUUCAACUGAUGCAUUUGAUUGUCUUUACUACUUCAGUAGUAAGUUUGUUACUUCUUCCCUAUACGGGUUCAUCAUAUGCAAACCUCUCUUGAAAUAGCACUUAUCUCACAACAUCCGGAUCUGUUGUUUAUAGAUGAUAUGUUCUAUUAUUGAUUUUUAUGGCACUUUGCUAAAGCUUUAUGAUUU